Molecule: messenger RNA, 628 nt
Organism: Durusdinium trenchii
Lineage: Eukaryota; Dinophyceae; Suessiales; Symbiodiniaceae
Source: the annotation of a GenBank genome assembly
GCCGAUGACAAGCUUGGAGGUGCUUUGCAAGACUUGCAGAGAAAGCUCGUCGAAGCCCAGAAAGUUGGAGAAAAGGAGCCGCAAGUCAAGGAACAACUCACUGCUUCUGGUUUUGCUGCAGCCGUCCCAUGGUUUCAUGACCUCGGUGCCAAGUUCGUGUCCAGGAGUCAAAAGACAGUUGAUGACAUGUCUGACGCCGUGCGUGUUCAGGGCAAAGCUGUGGGCAAAAUGCUAGAGUCUUUGCCAGGCUUUGACAAUGAGGACAAGUACCGUGGCAAGGGCUUGACGGUUGUGCAGAAGCUUGCUGCAGACACAAAGCAACUGUCUGAGAAGAUAGAGAGCCUUGAAAAUCAUGUUGCAAGCUUGAAGGCUGCCGAAACAUUGGACUUUGGAUUGGGGCCUCUGGCCAAGUCAGCCAUGGAGGGCGAAGAACUUGGCACUGAGGUGAAGACAUUAAAGGGCAUUUUGGCAACCGCUUCUUUGCAUGUUGCGCUAGUGGCAGGCCUGUGUGUUCUGAGGAAUCCCGAGCUGGGCAGUGCUUCUGCUCAGGGCAGCAAGGCGCUGAAGGAGUUGCGGCCAAUAGUUGAGACCUUGCAGAAACAUUUGGCAGAGUUGCCUGAGGGGGGAG